Messenger RNA from Penicilliopsis zonata CBS 506.65, 2170 nucleotides. RefSeq lists its product as hypothetical. Bases 42 to 2126 code for a protein of 694 amino acids. Gene Ontology annotation, molecular function: DNA binding; zinc ion binding. Gene Ontology annotation, biological process: DNA-templated transcription. NCBI's taxonomy places the organism in Eukaryota, Fungi, Ascomycota, Eurotiomycetes, Eurotiales, Aspergillaceae. The record is from RefSeq and is a predicted model, not a curated record. The transcript is spliced from 2 exons.
CUGGCUUGUUACCUUAGAAAUCGCCCAAAUCUUCUGGAAGCAUGGCUGUCAAGCGCAAAGUAUCGCAUGCCUUCACUGAGACUGAAGGAGACUCGAAUAGGGUCCGAUUUGAGACAUGCAGACCGUCGACAGCAUGGAAUAACCGACCAAGUCAUCCUUGGCAAAGAACGAUGACAAACGCAACAAUGGGUUCUGCGAUCUCCGACCUGGAAUUCGACCCGUUGACUGCCAUCUGGGAUAAGGAACCCAGGUUUUUUAAACCGCUGCCGUCUCGCAUCCCAUCUGAAGAUAGGGAGUUUUUGAGAUUCCGAGGCGCCCUGACGACCCCUGAGAGCGGCCUGAGGGAUGAAUUGCUGCGGUGUUAUAUUCGAUGGGUCCAUGGAUCUCUACCUAUUCUGGAUCUCCAUAGGUUUCUGAGUAUCAUCGCACAGAAUGACCCCCAUGGAAAGAUCAGCCUACUGCUUUUCCAGACGGUCAUGUUCGUUGGAACGGCUUUCGUUGAUAUCAAGCAUCUGCAAACUGCCGGAUUCGCCACCAGAAAGCUUGUCCAGGAUGAGUUCUAUAGACGAGUUAAGCUUCUGUAUACCUUUGAAUGCGAAGAAGAUCGACUCGCACUUCUCCAGUCCUAUCUACUUUUGACGUCCUGCUCCGAUCAGGAGAACACACCCCACACAGAUACCUGGGACUUGGUUGCAUCGUGCACUACCCUUGCUUAUUCAAUCGGUCUCGAUCAAGACCCGUCACAGACUGCCCUGGAUCCCGGGAUGAAACAUCUGAGGGUCCGUCUGUGGUGGAGCCUCUAUACUUGUGAUCGAAUGACUGCAAUGGAGCUACGGCGGCCUCCUCACAUCAAUGGGACGCCAAGCGAUGCGCCAAUAUUGACAUUGGAAGACUUUGACUUGAAGCCGUUUCAUUCCUUCGUGGUUGAGAGGUUUCAGUGCCGCCAGCUCGAGAACGUCUGUGACCAGAGGCGUCUGGCAACCAUGUUCAUCGAGAAGGUCAAGCUCUGCCAACAUAUCGGGGAGAUACUGUCUAUUCGGUACUCGCCAUUGCAUAGAGAUCUCGGUAGAACCAGCCAACCCACCAUAACCCUCGCUCCACGGCAGGCUCCGGAGUCUGAGAUGACGCAGUGUAACCGAAGGCUGGAAUUAUGGGCCAAGGAGCUACCACAGGACGCGCACUUCAUCUCACCAUCUUCACCAAAGCCUACUAUGAAGGAUGGCGAUGAUGUCUUAUUCAUACACAGUUCCAUGCUGAAGAUGCUCUGGCAUGCCGCAAGCAGUGCAUUUCAUCGGCCUUGGCUGGCAAAUAGUCGAAUAGCCAACAGGGUCACAGCUGGACAGCUUAGAUCGCGGGAUUCAGUCAUGGGCAUCCAGGAAAUCUCCCAGAACAUCUAUCGGUUGAACCUGAUCAGGUUCCUCCCUCAAUGCGCGGUGAUGAUUAUAUCGCUAGCUGCCGCAGUCCAUCUCGAGGACUCAAUGGCUGAAAAUCCAGCAGUGAGAAAUAGCAGCAUGGCUAGACUCCAAGCAUGCAUCCAGGUGCUCAUCCAGGUAAAGGAAAUAUAUCCUUCCGCGGUGGUCGAGCUUGCACGCCUAGAAGCCGCAGUCAGAAAACAAUCAGCCUGUCAUGACAUCUACUCACCGAUACUUCUUCCCGAGUUGAACAACUGUUCCAAUACGAGCCCUCCACAAGCGCCCAUUCAUAUUCCACCUGACAUCCAUCCGAAUCUUCAACAGGCAAACAAACAGGCAACUCGAAACAUGGCAAGCGAGCUGGGUUUCCCACGACCCACCCCGCCAGUCUCUUACAACCUUGAUUCAAUCUUCCAAAGCCCCCCCUCAAGUACAGCUAUUGAUCUGGACACUUUCCCGGGCUUAUCGCCUGACGAAUCCCUGAUCGACUCUGAAAUCCCCGACCUCGAAGCAGACUGGACCGCCGAUCUGGUAGACGAAUGGGCGAAGCCAGAUUUCAACCGCGAUUAUACUUUUUCUUCAGUGUCAGAUCAGAAACGGCAUGAUUCGUUUUCGCUUUCGACCCCGAUUUAUAAGGAUUUAGGCAGGCGCCAUAUCACUGGAGAUUUGGACACGGAUUUGGGAUUAUUGCCAUUUGGAGAUGAAUUCUUUUAAAUGUCUUUAUCUAGCAUGGUGCCUUAUGAUAUUUAUGAGUUGUG